AUUCGCAGCGCUCUCAGCGGAUUUCCAACGCGCGCGGACAAAAUAAGCAAACGAGGCAGCGCGCGGGCGACAAGUCCGUCCAUCUCCUCCUUCAAGGUUUCUGUCUUUUCCCCCGUUUGUUUAUUAUAGACGGGAUGGACAUUUGAAAGGCUGCGGGGAUUUGAAACGUUUGGGAUUUUUUUCACAGAAAAGCUAUCGGCGACGCACUACAGCGCUGCCCCGCUGAUUUUUUUUGUUGUUUUCAAAUUGUAUUCGAUUACUCGGAUCGGAUUCCCGAUGGAUAACACAUUUAUCCACGCGAUCGAACUUUGAGUGACGCGAUCAUUUCGUUUUCCUUUAAGCUUGCCUGUUGCAGCUUCCAGCGCGGAGUGAGCGAGGAUCGCACAGAGGAACGAGCGUUUUUUCUCCCCACCGUAGCGGCUCGACUCUCCGUCAUAUCCAAAAGCCGACCGGGGGGAAAGAGAGUGAGAAAAGAGGAGACAAAUCCCGCUUCGUCUUCAUCCUCUUCAGAUCUUGCCGUUAGAUUUUUUUUGUCGAAAACUGCCGAUACAUGUCAGGCGUGUGAAAGCGCCCCAGGUGCCGUGUAUCAGAGCAGGAGCAGAAGCGGAGCGGAGCAGAACAGCUCUCGGGAUCUCAGGGGCUGAAACUCCUGGAAAAAAAAGCCUGAAAGAGAAACAUGCCGCGGAGGAAACAGCAAGCGCCCCGGCGCGCGUCAGCAUAUGUGCCAGAGGAGCUGAAGGAGGCUGCCUUACUAGAUGAGGAUGUCGAUGGUGAGGAUUCAGCUGUGGAGGAGGAACCUGCCAUGAAGUAUGCGUGCCAGGACAAGGACUUACUCCUUAAAGACAGACCUGGCUUCCACGACUCUCCACCUGCUGAUUUCUCCAGCCACGAAAUGGACAGUGAGUCACACCUGAGUGAGUCCAGUGACCGCAUGUCAGACUUCGAGAGUGCCUCUGUAAAGAACGAAGAGGACAGCUCAGCCAAGGAGCCUCUCACUUCACUUUCCUCAACUUCAUCGAUGAUGAUGACAACAACAACCACGCCAAGCGGUGAGGAGGUUGCAGCAUUAGGCCCCGACAGCCUGGAGCAGAUGAAAGCUAUCUACACUAGCUUCCUGACCAACUCCUAUUGGUCAUCGCUGAACUUGAAUGCCCCCCAGCAGCCAGCUGAAAAGCCCCCACGUAGUCACAGUAGAAGCAGCAGCAGUAGUAGCAGCAGCAGUAGCUGUGGUAGUGGUGGUUACGACUGGCACCAGACAGCUGUGGCUAAGACCUUGCAGAAUGCUUCACAGAACCAGAGCAGACUGCUGCAUCCAGCAUCUGAGCCAAACCUCUUCAGUACUGUGCAGCUUUACCGACAGAGCACCAAACUCUACGGCUCCAUCUUCACUGGCGCAAGCAAGUUUCGUUGCAAGGACUGCAGUGCUGCUUAUGACACUCUUGUUGAACUUACUGUACACAUGAACGAGAUGGGCCACUACAGAGAUGACAACCAUGAGACAGACAGUGAAGGUACCAGGCGCUGGUCAAAGCCCCGCAAACGAUCCCUAUUGGAGAUGGAGGGGAAAGAGGAUGCACAGAAAGUUCUUAAGUGUAUGUACUGUGGCCAUUCCUUUGAGUCACUGCAGGACCUUAGUGUUCACAUGAUCAAGACGAAACACUACCAGAAAGUGCCUCUUAAGGAACCUGUUACACCUGUGGCAGCCAAGAUUAUCUCAUCAGCUCGUAAAAGAGCCCCUGUUGAGCUAGAACUCCCCAGCUCACCAGACUCCAAUGGUGGUACACCCAAGCCCUCAUUAUCUGACCCCAAUGAUAUUCUGGCAAAGACCCCCAAUCCUUACAUCACACCCAACAAUCGGUAUGGACACCAGAACGGUGCUAGCUAUGCGUGGCAAUUUGAAUCACGCAAAUCCCAAAUCCUGAAGUGCAUGGAGUGUGGAAGCUCACACGACACGCUGCAGGAGCUUACAGCUCAUAUGAUGGUCACAGGACACUUCAUCAAGGUCACUAACUCUGCGAUCAAGAAAGGCAAACCUAUAAUGGAAUCUAUCUCCGCAACAGCUCUAAUCACCACGUCUGCCAAUGAUGAGAAGGUACAGUCUGUGCCACUGGCUGCCACGGCAUUCUCCCCACCACCACCCGCACCUCCUCCCGCUAGUAUUUCCCCUGCAAUCAUGCCCAUGGAGAUAAAAAAGGAGGAGAAGGAAGUUGAAUGUACCAAGGAGUCAACCAAUUGCAAAGACAAGAAAGCAACAGAAAGUGAAAGUGAAGAGAAGUUUGAAGUUUCAUCCAAAUAUCCGUACUUGACAGAGGAAGAUCUUGAAGAAAGCCCUAAAGGGGGGUUUGACAUUUUAAAGUCUCUUGAGAAUACAGUAACAUCUGCCAUCAACAAAGCACAGAAUGGCACACCCAGCUGGGGUGGCUACCCCAGUAUUCACGCUGCCUACCAGCUUCCAAACAUCAUGAAACUUUCUCUUCGCAACUCUGGGAAAAGUUCCCCUUUGAAAUAUAUGUUUUCUGGAGAAGAGAUCCUAUCUCCCACCAAAAACCAUCCGCUGAUCUCUCCACCUAGUUGCCAAACGUCCCCAUUGCCAAAAAACAACUUUCAUGCCAUGGAGGAGCUUGUCAAAAAAGUGACAGAAAAAGUGGCCAAAGUAGAGGAGAAGAUGAGAGAUCCUGGAACUAGGUGUUCCCCUCGUAGACGGACCACACCCUCUCCUUGCAGUAGCGAUCCAGGGGAAUCUGCCAGAACGGAGUCCCCUAAAGAAAGGAGAGGGGCCAAAACUCCUGAGACCAAUGGUGGGGGAAAUACUCACAAAGACUCUAAUGGUGAAGCUCUAACUAAAGAGUCUGUGGAAAAUGGCACGGACCACGCUAUCAAAAGUCCUGUUUCUACCUUAUGCAGCAGCACAGCUAUUAUAACAGAUCACCCUCCUGAGCAGCCAUUUGUUAACCCUUUAAGUGCGCUUCAGUCUGUCAUGAAUGUUCACCUUGGCAAAGCUGCCAAACCUGCCCUGCCAUCCCUUGACCCCAUGAGCAUGCUCUUCAAAAUGAGCAACAGCUUGGCAGAAAAGGCAGCAGUAGCUGCUUCCACUCCUUCUCACACCAAAAAAACAAAUGAGCACUUGGAUCGCUACUUCUACCACAUCAACAAUGACCAGCCUAUUGAUCUGACCAAAGGCAAGAAUGAAAAGAGCACCUCCCUGGGAUCUGCUGGCCUGUCCUCCUCCACCUCUACUCCCACCUCAAUUUCACCCGCAUCAACCAUCACAAUGGCCAAAACCUCAUCUGCUGUGGCUUCCUUCAUGUCUAACUCCCCUCUGCGUGAGAAUGCCCUGUCUGACAUCUCUGAUAUGCUACGCAACCUCACAGAAAGCCACGCAUCCAAGUCCUCCACGCCAACAAGUCUGUCAGAGCGUUCGGAUAUAGACGGGUCGACACCUGAGGAAUUCGAGGAGAUCUCUCCUGCUCAGAAGCGAAAGGGCCGGCAAUCCAACUGGAACCCUCAGCAUCUACUCAUCCUGCAAGCACAGUUUGCUUCCAGUUUGCGUCAAACGGGUGACGGCAAAUACAUUAUGUCAGACCUCAGUCCACAGGAGCGCAUGCAUAUUUCCCGCUUCACUGGCCUUUCAAUGACCACCAUCAGCCACUGGCUGGCCAACGUGAAAUACCAGCUAAGGCGGACAGGUGGCACAAAGUUUUUAAAAAAUCUUGACUCUGGCCACCCUGUCUUCUUCUGCAGUGACUGUGCAUCACAGAUCCGUUCGCCCUCCACCUACGUCAGCCAUCUCGAGUCACAUCUGGGUUUCCGGCUCAGGGACCUGGCUAAGUUAUCUGGGGAGCAGCUUGUUAACCAGAUCUCACGUCACAGCAAGGGUUUCUCUGAGAAACUGCUCUCAUCCCAAGCGCAUUCUUUGGCCCAUUCAAUCCCCAACUCUCACUCACUCUCCCCAUCCCCUUCCCCAGAUGAGGAGUCAAGUGGCACCUCAUAUCAGUGUAAACUGUGUAAUCGGACUUUUGCCAGCAAGCACGCUGUCAAGCUCCAUCUGAGUAAGACCCAUGGCAAAUCCCCUGAGGACCAUCUUAUGUAUGUUAAAGAACUUGAGAAACCUUAGCAAAGGCCAAGGAGAAAAACUCUGUGUCUCGUCUCCCUAUCUCUGUCCUUUUUUCAAGCCUGACUAACAUUUCUUAAGGAGAAAAGAAUUCAAAGAACUUAAAGUAACUAACGAAGAACUAACUGCACAUAGAUGCCAGAAAACUACUGUUUAGUUUUGGCACAUCAUUUAGAGUUUUCCUGCUGGGAACACUCAUUCAACCUUAGAGACAUUAACUUUCUGCAUUUUUAGUUGAAAAUGGAAAACUGAGAAAAACAAAUGAUACUUUUCUAACUGUGCAGUGUUGAGUGAAGAGGUGCUUUUGUCACUGGUAAAAUAUGAAGGUAAAUAAAAAAAGACCUAAAAUGAAGUUGUAAGUAUUUGAAAGUUGUGUAAAUUGGAUUUUUUUUUGGCAUCGUUCAGAUGCAGUAAGCUGCAUGCUUUAAUGAAAUGGUUUAGUUCAAUAUUUGAUAACUAAAUCUGGGAUUUUCUUUAUCUCUCUUUCCUUCGCUCUUAUUUUUUUUUUCUUUUUUAUGUGACAUAAGUAUGCUGGUGUCAGCAUAAAAAUUUAACCCUCUGAGUACGUCUAAAUAAUUAUAUAUUUACCACCUACAGAAAAGUAAAGAAAAAUAUAAAUAAAAAAGAGAGAAAUUAGAAAUUGGAAAUUGCCAAGUUCAUAUGUAUUUGAGCAGGCAAUUUCUAAAAGAAUUGCAUUGUCAUAACAGACCACCCCAUAUACAUGGACAGCUUGCAGUGCAGAAAUAUAUGUGAAUCCAAAAUGGCAGUCUUUUAGUUUGCUCAAAUCAGGGGCCUUUAUGAAUUCAGGUCGGUGUAAAAAUAUGUACAUAAAAACAUAAACUAAUUUCUGUCUAAAUUAUGCAUCAUUUUAUAUUUUUUAAUUUAAGAUGAGUAUGACUAUCUACUGGUGCACAAUAUAUGAAGACAUUAAUGAAAUUGUUUUGCACAAUAGUUUUAUAAAUAUGUUAUUUAAUCAGAAGAUAUGAAAACGAGAGGGAAAAUCAUGAAAAGAACACCCUAAAGUUUUAUUUCCACCUCGUGCUCAAAGGGUUAAACUUCUUGUACAAGACAGUUCUUGUUCCAUCAUUUCACUUAAAUGGUUGUAUAAAAAGAUGCUACUUUAUAAUGUAAGUUGGAAAUCCAAAAUGUAACCUUUUAUUUAUAAACACUCUUGGUUGUUGUUUUAUAUUGUAGAAUGCCUUUCUGAUUGGUAACUUUUAUUUUGUUGUUCUGUCUAAUUAUUCCUCCAUAAAACCACACUGCAGCUUUAUCAUUUUUGGGGAUAUGAAAGGUAGCCAUGGUUACCUUACCUCCAAUUGACAGUUCUGCUACAUUUUGGCAGUUAAUUUACUGAAGUAACUGACAGCUGCCAGUGAAUGGAAAUCUUGUGUGUAAAAUAUUGGCAUGUUAACAGCACAGGCACUGUUAUGCAUUCUGUGCCGUGUUUCCUUUUUGUUGUUGUUGACAAUGAAGCACUCAUUAUAUGACUUCAUAUAACCUUUUUUCUACUGCAGCAUUAAAUUGAAAUUGUUUUGGGUUUUUUUGCAAUAACUUGAUGUGUCAUGGCUCAUAAGUCUGUCGGGCGCCGGGGGGAUAAAAAAUGAGGGAUUAAAGCAAACUGCUGUCAGUUAAAUAGCAGACGACAAGAGUGUGAAGAGAGUGGUCCGGUGGUCUAACCCAACAGCCACACAACGCUGAGGGGAAUGAGCGUGUGUGUGCGUGCGUGCGUGAGUGUGUGUGUGUGCAUGUGUGUGUGUGUUUGUUGGUCUCUCAAACAGGAAGUUUUUUCCUCUAACGUCGCCGACUUUGGUGGUGUUAUAUAAUUUGUGCGGAUCUAUCCCAUCACUCCUCUCAUCUAAUUCCCUGCUUGGUGACACAUCGACUCGCAACGUCUCCUAAUAUGGUUUAACUAGGGAACCAUCAGGCAGCUUGAAGAGCGAUGUGCCUUUCUCUCUCUACAAUGGAAUGUAGCAGAUAAUUGCUCUGGCAUUAACUGUCUCUUUUUCGCCAUUUUCACUGUUGUAAUUAGCACAAGCUCCUAUUUUGCAGGGACAGAUUUGUUUGGGCCUUACCCAGGAUGACAUUAAACCCACGUUAAUAGUUUGUGUAUAAAGUUCUGUCUGUGUUCGGAAGGAAGUCUAAAUGGCAUACUGAACUGGAUGCAAGAUGUUUAUGUGUGUGAGAGAGGGUAAGAAACGCAGAUUCACAGCGAGAGAGAGAACCUCUGUGAACAGAUCAGCGGAACUUGAAGCAUGUAUAAGAUAUAUCUCAUAAUGGUGGGACACUUUCUCAAAUGGUUUACUUUGUUUAGUUACUGAAUAUGUUCCUCGUCAGAUCUGUCAACGAGCGUUCGGCAUGCACACCUACACGCGCACGCUCCGAGACGUCAGGAACCAGGUAGAGGCUACAUCAUGUGUGGUGACAAGGUGCUGCUGUGUGUGAAAAUGUCAGCCUUCACAGGCUUCCCUGAAGUCUUCCGCCAUAUUUAAGGUGCUCAUUAGUCGCAAAGAAAAUAUGCGAGAAAUUGAAGUGUAAGAAAGCCAUUUUCUCUCCUCCAUUCCAGUCAGGCGAGCCACAGAACCGGGGGUUAUUAAGGUUGAAAACGAGUAUGCACAGAGACAUUUAACUAUCAAGACGUGCCUACACACUCCCACGCACGCGAGAAGUAAACAAUAUCCCACUCCACCCUGAUGCUCAUGGUGUCUUUUUAAAGUUAAAGUUUUUGCCAUAAAUGAUGUGUGUAGCCUUCAUAAUCUGAUGCAGGGCCAUGUUUCUUUUCUCCUGCUAACGUACUGAUGUCAUUCUGGAGAUUGUAAUGCAUUUUGA
Molecule: messenger RNA, 6937 nt
Organism: Triplophysa dalaica
Lineage: Eukaryota; Metazoa; Chordata; Actinopteri; Cypriniformes; Nemacheilidae
Gene: tshz3b
Product: teashirt zinc finger homeobox 3b
Exons: 3
Coding region: 677-4114 (1145 amino acids)
Biological process (GO): regulation of transcription by RNA polymerase II
Cellular component (GO): nucleus
Molecular function (GO): DNA-binding transcription factor activity, RNA polymerase II-specific; DNA binding
Source: RefSeq, a predicted model, not a curated record